Messenger RNA from Agrilus planipennis (emerald ash borer), 2551 nucleotides. It is a transcript of the gene gudu, whose product is annotated as armadillo repeat-containing protein gudu. The record is from RefSeq and is a predicted model, not a curated record. The coding region runs from base 329 to 2341 and encodes 670 amino acids. The transcript is spliced from 8 exons. Gene Ontology annotation, molecular function: protein binding. NCBI's taxonomy places the organism in Eukaryota, Metazoa, Arthropoda, Insecta, Coleoptera, Buprestidae.
UCGUUUUUCAUUCGUACGUACGGAACCCUAACUGGAGAACCAACAUAACAUUGUAGUUUAAAAAAAAAAUACGUUAUGUUCAGAUUUUCUGAUUUUUUCUCGAAAUUUUAGGUUCACUAGUUUCGGAGAAAAGCGAAGGCGGAUGGUCAAUUUGCAUCUAUUUUCCUAAAUAACUUUAAAACUAUUUAUUUUAAAAUUAUAAAAAAAAUAUGUUUGAGACCCUAUAUAUUUGGGUUGAUAAUUAAAUUAAUUUUUAGAGCAGUUAGAACAGGAAAUCGAUUGAUGUCAGAGUGACACACGUCUAUUUACAUGAGAUACAUUUAAAAAAAUGUCUAUUGACUCCAGUGAAUCGGAAGUAAAGGUUGUUAUUGGCCCUAAAGAGGUUUUUGUCGAAGAAUACUCCGAUAGUCCCGAUUCAUCUCCUCCGAGCUCUGUUGAUGAUGAAGACCGAGUUACGAAAGAGCGAGCUAAAGAAGAUAUACCUCCCGAAUACUGGCACAUUCAAAAGUUGGUGAAAUACUUGAAAACUGGGAAUCAAACUGCUACCGUCGUUUCAUUAUGUUGCAUGAAAGAUCAUGAUUUGACAACAGAGAUAAAUCAAGCAGCAAUUUUGGAAGUAGGAGGAUUAGAAAUUUUAAUCAACCUGUUGGAGGUAGAAGAUUUGAAUUGUAAAUUGGGCUCUUUAGAAAUUCUCAAAGUUCUCUCCCAGAGUGUCGAAAUAAAAAGAAGAAUCACUGACCUUGGUGGAGUAUCUCUUUUAUCAGAAAACUUGUGCUAUCCCGCUAGGGAUUUGCAAAUUUUGGUAGCAGAAACGAUACACAACGUUGCCCAGAUUCAUAAAGCUCGGAAACAUGUAAGGAAAACAGGUGGCAUUCCGAGACUUAUCGACCUAAUGGACGUCCCCGAAAACUGUCUUCUUACCCCCAUGGCCGAGCUUAAUGCUGAUGAAAAAGAAUCCGUUAAAAUUGCUAUGUCAGGUGCUCGAGGUUUGUGGUCAGUUUCACGAAGUAUAAAGAGUGUUAAGCUUAUGAUGGAAUCUGGAGCAGUACCAUUGCUGGCAAGACUAUUAAGGAGUAUACAUAUGGAUGUGGUCAUUCCCACAGUUGGUACUCUAUCGAAUUGUUCCAACGAUCCAGACUUCCAGUUGGCGAUACAAACGGAAGGAAUGGUCUCGGAUGUAGUAAAACAAUUAUCAACUGAAUUUGCAGAUUUGAGAAGAUAUGCAGCUGAAACAAUUUUCAAAUGUUCCGAAAACCCGAUUACGAGAGAUGUCGUCCGGCAGUCUGGCGGAUUGGAUCCUUUAGUGGGGAUGGUCAAGAAUCCUGCCACUAAACUGGACAAGCCUCUGUUAGCCGCUGUGACUGGAGCUAUUUGGAAAACGGCAAUUAGUCCAGAGAAUGUGGAAAGAUAUGACCAAUUAAGCACCAUACAUGCGUUAGUGAAUCUUUUACAAGACGUCGAUGAAAGCGAACAAGUACUAAGUAAUGUCGUCGGUGCACUGCACGAAUGUCUCAAAUUUGAACAUAACAGAGAGACAUUGAGGAGAGCUGGAGGUAUACCAUACCUAGUGAAUCUUCUCAAUUACACGUAUCCUCCGCUGCUUGAAAAUGUACCAAUGGUUUUAAGAGAAUCUGCCAAAGAAGACGGAUCGAUGAGGAUCAUCGAGGAUUUAGACGGAGUCAGACUGAUUUGGUCUUUGUUAAAAAAUCCCUCCCCUAGGGUUCAAACAAACGCUGCAUGGGCGUUGGUUCCAUGUGUAAAAUACAGUUACGAUUCCGGUGAAAUGGUAAGAAGUUUCGUUGGUGGUUUGGAGAUUGUAGUAAGAUUGUUGGAAUCCAAAAAUACAGAAGUUCUUGCUGCCGUUUGUGCUGCAAUAUCAGAAAUAGCCCAAGAUAGGGAAAACUUAGGAGUCAUAUCUGACCAUGGCGUAGUACCACUGCUUGUUAACCACGUUAAAACAGACUCUGAUACCCUUAAAGAAUAUCUGGGAUAUGCAGUUGCAUAUUGUUGCAGUUGGGGGUCAAACAGGAAAGAUUUUGGAAGAUUGGGGGCUAUAACUCCGUUGGUAGGAUACAUGACAUCGGAAAAUCCUCUUGUUAAACGUAGUGCUGCUCUUGCUUUGUUCCAUUUGUCUGAAAACUACUUCAACUGCGUAACAAUGCACGAAAGUGGUGUUGUCAACUUCCUGUUGAAAACCGUCGCUUCUACAGACAAGGAUCUUCAGGAAGCAUCCGCAGGAUGUUUGACAAACAUUAGAAAACUAGCAUUAGAAGCUGAAACCGUUCACUUGGUAAAAAGGAAGGGCGUUAUGGACGAAUCUGACGACGAUGACGAAGAUUAACGAGUUAAUAAAACAUUUGUCUAUGUACUUGUGGAUUUUACAACUUUUUUCAAUUCACUUUUAUUAAAAUAUAAGAACGAGUUCGAGUUUUUUUAUCUAUUAGGACUUUAAAACUUUAGGACAAAAUUUUAGAAGCAGAAAAAAAAUAUAUUUUUUCGAUUUAAAUUAAUACUCUAGGGCAGGGGUAGCCAAUAACUCGAUCGCUAUCGA